Aspergillus homomorphus CBS 101889 is the source of this 4761-nucleotide messenger RNA. Its product is annotated as pentafunctional protein ARO1. The coding region runs from base 1 to 4761 and encodes 1586 amino acids. Gene Ontology annotation, molecular function: shikimate kinase activity; 3-dehydroquinate dehydratase activity; 3-phosphoshikimate 1-carboxyvinyltransferase activity. Gene Ontology annotation, cellular component: cytoplasm. The transcript has 3 exons. The record is from RefSeq and is a predicted model, not a curated record. Lineage: Eukaryota; Fungi; Ascomycota; Eurotiomycetes; Eurotiales; Aspergillaceae. Gene Ontology annotation, biological process: aromatic amino acid biosynthetic process; chorismate biosynthetic process.
AUGCCCGAACCCACGAGAAUCAGCAUUCUCGGCCAGGAGAGCAUCAUUGCUGAUUUUGGCCUCUGGCGCAACUAUGUCGCACAAGACCUAAUCAGCAAUUGCUCCUCCACCACCUACGUGCUCAUCACCGAUACAAAUAUUGGAUCAAUCUAUACCCCGGAGUUCCAAAAAGCUUUCGAUGCUGCCUCCGCCACCGUUACCCCCUCCCCGCGUCUGUUGAUCUACCAGGUCGCCCCUGGUGAGGUGUCCAAAUCCCGACAGACGAAAGCUGCCAUUGAAGAUUGGAUGUUGAGUCAGAGCCCACCCUGUGGUCGGGAUACAGUUGUCAUUGCCCUGGGUGGAGGUGUCAUCGGAGAUCUGACUGGAUUUGUCGCUGCAACCUAUAUGCGCGGUGUUCGUUAUGUGCAAGUCCCCACGACAUUGCUCGCCAUGGUGGAUUCCUCGAUCGGCGGAAAGACUGCGAUCGAUACACCCCUAGGAAAGAACCUGAUCGGUGCGAUUUGGCAACCGACGAGGAUUUACAUCGAUCUCGAGUUUCUGGAAACACUCCCGGUGCGUGAGUUCAUCAACGGUAUGGCGGAAGUGAUCAAGACGGCGGCUAUCUCGAGUGAGGAGGAAUUCACUGCGCUGGAAAACAACGCCGAAGUGAUUCUGUCUGCUGUUCGCCAGGAGGUCAAGCCUGGUCAGCGUCGCUUCCAGGGAAUCGAGGAUAUUAUGAAAGCUCGCAUCUUGGCGUCGGCUCGUCACAAGGCUUAUGUUGUGUCUGCAGACGAGCGUGAGGGUGGUCUCCGCAAUCUGUUGAACUGGGGUCACUCUAUUGGUCACGCCAUUGAGGCUAUCCUUACGCCCCAGGUUCUUCACGGUGAAUGUGUCGCCAUUGGUAUGGUCAAGGAAGCCGAAUUGGCCCGUCACCUGGGCAUUCUGAAGGGUGUCGCGGUAGCUCGUAUCGUCAAAUGUCUUACCGCCUACGGCUUGCCUACGUCUUUGAAGGAUGCGCGCAUCCGGAAGCUUACAGCUGGCAAGCAUUGUUCUGUCGAGCAGCUGCUCUUUAACAUGGCCUUGGAUAAGAAGAACGAUGGUCCCAAAAAGAAGGUAGUCCUGCUGUCGGCCAUCGGACGCACACAUGAACCCAAGGCUAGCGUUGUCCCGAACGAGGACAUCAGUGUCGUUCUUGCUCCAAGCAUCGAGGUGUAUCCCGGUGUCGCACCGGCAUCACAUGUUGUCUGUACUCCUCCGGGUUCGAAGAGUAUCUCGAACCGGGCAUUGGUCCUGGCCGCUUUGGGUUCGGGCACCUGCCGUAUUAAGAACUUGCUUCACUCCGAUGACACUGAGGUUAUGUUGAAUGCUCUGGAGCGACUGGGAGCUUGCACUUUCUCUUGGGAGGAGGAGGGUGAGGUCCUCGUUGUGAACGGCAAAGGAGGUGAUCUUCAAGCGACCACCACGCAGCUGUAUCUGGGUAAUGCGGGAACUGCGUCGCGCUUCCUCACCACUGUUGCAACCCUCGCUACACCUGGUGAUGUAGACCACAACAUCCUGACGGGCAAUAACCGCAUGAAGCAGAGACCAAUUGGCGAUCUGGUUGAUGCCCUUAGGACGAAUGGUGCGUCGGUUGAGUACGUGGAGAGUAAGGGCAGUCUCCCGCUCAAGAUCGCCGCUUCUGGUGGCUUCGCUGGAGGUAGAAUCAACCUUGCCGCUAAGGUCUCAUCGCAGUACGUGUCCUCGCUGCUUAUGUGCGCUCCUUACGCCAAGGAACCGGUCACCUUGAAGCUGGUGGGUGGAAAGCCCAUCUCUCAACCCUACAUCGACAUGACCACGGCGAUGAUGAGAUCUUUCGGCAUUGACGUGCAGAAGUCUACCACUGAGGAGCACACUUACCACAUUCCUCAAGGUCGUUAUGUCAAUCCUGCUGAGUACGUGGUGGAGAGUGACGCUAGUUCUGCUACCUACCCUCUGGCCAUUGCCGCCCUCACCGGCACCACCUGUACGGUGCCCAAUAUCGGUUCGAAGUCCCUCCAGGGUGAUGCCCGCUUCGCAGUGGAGGUCUUGCGCCCUAUGGGUUGCACUGUUGAGCAAAGUGAAACCUCUACCACUGUUACGGGCGCCCCUGGUGGUGCCCUGCGGCCCUUGCCCAACGUGGAUAUGGAGCCAAUGACUGACGCUUUCCUCGGAGCGUCUGUGCUGGCGGCUGUUGCUCGCGGUGAGGGUUCGAACCACACCACUCGCAUCUACGGCAUCGCAAACCAACGUGUAAAGGAAUGCAAUAGAAUCAAGGCCAUGAAGGAUGAGCUUGCCAAAUUCGGUGUUGUCUGCCGCGAACAUGAUGAUGGUCUUGAAAUCGAUGGCAUUGACCGUUCCACUCUUCGGCAGCCUGCUGGUGGCGUUUUCUGCUAUGACGACCACCGUGUUGCUUACAGUUUCAGUCUCCUUUCUCUUGUUACUCCUCAGUCGACUUUGAUCUUGGAGCGUGAGUGUGUCGGUAAGACCUGGCCUGGUUGGUGGGAUACCCUGAAGCAGCUCUUUGGUGUGAAGCUUGAGGGUAAGGAGCUUAAGGAGGAGGAAGUUCUGGCUCUUACGCAAGCCGAGAAGUCUAGUGCGUCUGUCUUCAUCAUUGGUAUGCGUGGGGCAGGAAAGACUACCAGUGGGCAGUGGGUUGCAAGAACUUUGAACCGGCCAUUCGUUGAUUUGGAUACCGAGCUUGAGAAGACAGAAGACAUGACAAUCCCUGAGCUUAUCAAACAACGCGGCUGGCAGGGCUUCAGAAACGCUGAGCUCAAUCUUCUGCAGCGCACUUUGAAAGAACGCGCGACCGGAUACGUUUUUGCCUGUGGUGGCGGCAUUGUUGAAAUCCCCGAGGCUAGAAAGCUGCUCACUGAUUACCACAAGAACAAGGGUAAUGUACUGCUUAUCAUGCGUGAUAUCAAGCAAGUCAUGGACUUCCUCCAAAUCGACCGUACCCGGCCGGCCUACGUCGAAGACAUGAUGGGUGUGUGGCUCCGUCGCAAACCUUGGUUCCAGGAGUGCAGCAACCUGCAGUAUUUCAGCCAGACGGCGAGCACUGGGGGACUCGCUCGGGCAUCUGAAGACUUCAGACGUUUUUUGAGAACCGUAACCGGUGAAGUGGACAGCCUCGAUAUCAUCAAGCGUAAGGAGCACUCGUUCUUUGUCUCACUUACUCUCCCUGAUCUUCGGGCCGCCGGCGACAUCCUGAAAGAAGCCAGUGUCGGCUCUGAUGCAGUCGAGUUACGCGUCGAUUUACUGAAGGAUCCGGCCUCGGAUGACGAGAUCCCCUCGGUUGACUACGUGGCCGAGCAGAUGUCGUUCCUUCGUAGUCAGAUUUCGCUUCCUUUGAUCUUCACUAUCCGUACCAAGAGUCAAGGUGGUCGCUUCCCCGACAACGCCAUUGAGGAGGCGAGGGAGCUCUACCGUCUUGCGAUCCGGUCUGGUACCGAGUUCGUAGACCUGGAGAUCGCUUUCCCUGAUGAUCUGUUGCGCUCUGUCACCGAGUCCAAGGGCUAUUCCAAGAUCAUUGCCUCCCACCACGACCCCAAGGGUGAGCUCGCAUGGGGCAACAUGUCCUGGAUGAAGUACUACAACCGCGCGCUUGAAUAUGGCGACGUUAUUAAGCUCGUCGGUGUCGCUAAGAGUCUUGACGAUAAUACUGCUUUGAGAAAGUUCAAGCAGUGGGCCGCAGAGGCACAUGAUGUUCCCAUGAUUGCCAUCAACAUGGGUGAUAAUGGACAACUCAGCCGUAUCCUGAACGGUUUCAUGACUCCGGUGUCCCAUCCAAGUCUUCCAUUCAAGGCUGCACCGGGCCAGCUCUCUGCGACCGAAAUUCGCAAGGGACUGUCCUUGAUGGGAGAGAUCAAGUCCAAGAAGUUCGCACUCUUUGGAACCCCGAUCUCCCAAUCUCGUUCUCCAGCUCUCCACAAUACGCUCUUCGCCCAGUCUGGCCUUCCUCACGAGUACAGCCGUCUGGAGACCGCCAACGCUGAAGACGUCAAGGACUUCAUUCGCUCUCCUGAUUUCGGAGGCGCUUCGGUCACAAUUCCUCUAAAACUAGACAUUAUGCCCUUGCUAGACGAGAUCGCAUCUGACGCUGAGAUCAUUGGGGCCGUGAACACUAUUGUUCCUGUCUCCGCUGGCCAAGACAAGCCAACUCGGUUGGUCGGUUACAACACGGAUUGGCAGGGAAUGACGCUGUCCCUCCGCAACGCUGGCGUGUACGGAUGCAAUGGGGAGGCCAGUGCCGUCGUCAUUGGCGGUGGAGGCACGGCUCGCGCUGCUAUCUACGCUCUUCACCACAUGGGCUUCUCCCCCAUCUACAUUGUUGGACGGUCCCCCGCCAAGCUCGAGAGCAUGGUCUCCACCUUCCCUACAAGCUACAACAUCCGGAUUGUGGAAUCUGCCGAGUCGCUAGAAACGGUCCCCAAGGUGGCCAUUGGCACUAUUCCCGCUGACAAGCCCAUCGACGCCGGCAUGCGCGAAAUCCUGUGCCAUAUGUUUGCACGCGCUCGGGAGGCUGACGCUGACAUCGCCAAGUCCGUGGAGAAGGUCCCUCGUGUGCUUCUGGAGAUGGCCUACAAGCCUGCUGUGACGUCCUUGAUGCAGCUGGCUUCCGAUGCAGCCUGGCACACUAUCCCCGGCUUAGAGGUUCUUGUUGGUCAAGGCUGGUACCAGUUCCAACGUUGGACCGGUAUCUCGCCACUGUACCGAAAUGCAAGGGAAGCCGUGAUUGGAUCACCCAGCGCCAAUUCUGCAUAG